GAGUGUGGGCUCCGCGGGUCUGGAGGGUUUUGAAAUUUCUGGCGGGGAAGCGCAGACUUAAAGCUCCUCGGGUGGGAACUGAAGUGACGCCCCCGAGGGAGCUGCCGAUCCGGGCGCUUCUGCCGCGGGACCGGGGCUGAGGCGCGCACGUGUGAGCGCCGCUGAAGAGGGAGUGCCCGGCGGUGUCGCCGCCGGUCGGGCCCGGAGCGCGCGUGUGCCCCGCGCGAUGCUGCGGCGCCUGGACUGCGACCGAGUCAGUCGGCUGUCGCCUGCUUCAGUUCCGGGAAGGGCAGCGUCGCUGCCGCUGAGUCCCUGAGGGGGAUGCCGGCGGGCCUCACGGAGCCGGCGGGCGGCGCCGCUGCUCCUGUCCUCGCGAGCGCCUCGGGGACCGUGGCCAUGGCCCCAGCCGCCGCGCUGCCGGUGCGGGUGGAGAGCACCCCGGUGGCCCUGGGCCCUGUGACUAAGGCUCCUGUCAGUGUCUGCGUGGAGCCAGUGGCGCCCCAGCCCUUGCCAUCCCCAGUUGGGACCCUAGUGACAAAAGUGGUUCCCGUCCCUGCCCUCCCCAAACUCGGCAGUCCUAGGCUGCCCGCUCCUCAAAUAGUCACCGUGAAAACUCCGGGCACCACGACAAUCCAGCUGCCUGCUAAUCUGCAGCUUCCUCCAGGUACAGUUUUGAUCAAAAGUAACAGUGGUCAGUUGAUGCUGUUAUCUCCUCAGCAAGCUGUAACAGGAGCCAAGACCACAAGUAACUUAACUCCAAGGCCAGCAUUACCAGCAAACCCUCAAACAGUCAAGAUCUGUACGGUGCCGAAUUCUAGCUCACAAUUAAUGAAGACAGUAACAGUGGCGCCUGUUAAAAAUUUGACACAGAUAGGAACUACUGUGGCAACCACUGUCUCCAGUACUUCCUCAGGACAAUCUGUGGCUGUACCAAGCAGUGUUGUCACGGUUACUCCUGCUAAGCCGGUGAAUACUGUAUCUGUCCUGAAGCCACCAGGUUUGGGAAUAUUAUCUACUCCUUCAAAUGACUCCAAUCUCAAAGCAGAGACCUCAGUAGCUGCUCAGACUAGUCUUUCUCCGGCAGUGCUAGAAAAUGUGAAAAAAUGUAAAAACUUCCUUUCAAUGUUAAUAAAACUAGCAUGUAGUGGAUCACAGUCUCCAGAAAUGGGGCGGAAUGUGAAGAAGCUGGUGGAACAACUUUUGGAUGCAGAAAUUGAAGCAGAAGAGUUUACUAGGAAACUAUAUAUCGAACUCAAGUCUGCACCUCAGCCGCACCUUGUUCCUUUUCUUAAGAAGAGUGUGGUUGCCUUAAGACAGCUUCUUCCUAACUCCCAGAGCUUCAUUGAGAGCUGUGUUAAGGAAAUUUCUGGUGAGGUGGUCAUUGCCUCUUGUACCACAAGGACAACAGCUUCUCCUGUGGUGACAAGUACAGUUUCUCCAGUCCUUGUCUCUGGAGCAACAGCAGCCAGAACUUCAUCUGUUCAACAGACUCUGAGUCCACUUGCUGGUCCAGGAGGAGCAAACACUGGAGUUGUGACACUGCAUUCUGUGGCCCCAGCUGCUGCAGCAGGAAAUACAACAGCUCCAACUAUUCUGCUUCAGACUUCAAAACCACUUCCAACAUCAGUUCCAAGUACAAUGACGGCAGCCUCCCUUCAGCCUGAGAAGCCGGCUGUGUCUGGGGCAGCAGUGACGCUGGCCCUUCCAUCAGGAACUUUUGGAGAAACAUCAGCUGCACCGCUUUGUCUUCCAUCUGUGAAGCCUGUCAGUACCUCUGCUGGGACCAAACCUGACAAACCUGUCAUUGGCACUCCAGUCCAGAUCAAAGUUGCACAGCCAAGUGCCCUCCUUCCACACUCAGCUGCCAUUCCACAGGCAGUCACAGUCAAGCAGCUAGUAGUCCAGCAGCCUUCAGGAGGCAGCGCAAACCAGGUGACCACCAUUCCCCAUUCCUCACCAUUGACCACUCAGAAAUGUGGGCAGAAGAUGACAGUGAGCACUGUAAUGCCUGCUAGUAAGUUUCCUCCAUCUUCUAUCAUAAAACAAAUUACUUUGCCUGGAAAUAAAAUUCUGUCUCUUCAAGCUCAAACACCUCUUCAGAACAGUAGAAUAAAAGAAAAUGGAGCCACCGGUUUCAGAGGUCAAGAUGACAUCAAUGAUGUGACUUGCAUGGCAGAAGUCAACCUUGAUGAAGAAAAUGCCUGCAUCUUAGCAACACAUUCUGAAUUUGUUGGCACACUCAUUCAGUCAUGUAAAGAAGAACCAUUUCUUUUCAUUGGAGCUCUGCAAAAGAGAAUUUUAGACAUUGGUAAAAAGCAUGACAUUACGGAACUUAACUCUGAUGCUGUGAACUUGAUCUCCCACGCAACACAGGAGAGAUUACGAGGCCUUCUAGAGAAACUGAUGACAAUCGCUCAGCAUCGAAUGACUAUUUAUAAGGGAAGUGAAAAUUAUGUCUUGUCUACUGAUACCAGAUCACAGCUCAAAUUUCUUGAAAAGCUAGAUCAAUUGGAGAAACAGAGGAAGGACUUAGAAGAAAGAGAGAUGUUACUAAGGGCAGCCAAGAGCCGCUCCAAUAAAGAAGAUCCAGAACAGCUGAGAUUAAAACAGAAAGCCAAAGAGUUGCAGCAGUUGGAGCUCGCGCAGAUCCAGUACAGAGAUGCUAAUCUUACAGCUCUUGCAGCUAUUGGACCACGGAAGAAGAGACCACUAGAAUCAGGCAAUGAGAGCUUCAAAGAUACUCCUUCUGUUUCUGGGACUUCCAGCCUAACAGCUCCCAAACCAUUGCUUCGUCCAAGAAUCACGAGAAUCUGCCUCAGAGACUUGAUAUUCUGUAUGGAACAAGAAAAAGAAAUGAAGUAUUCUCGAACCCUAUACCUUGCCCUUCUUAAAUGAUCACUCCAUCCGUCCAGAGGCUCACUGUUUACUGCCAAAGGAGACAGAGCGAGCACUGGUGCACUGUCCUGAAAUCUACUCUGAAAAAUAGUCACCAGUAUGGAAGACCAUUGUUUACACUGACAAGCUUUUAGUACAUCUUGUCUGUAUGUCCUGUGGGUUCUUGCCGAUGAAAAUUCAGAUGCUUUCUGGAAGUCAGUACCAAGUAGAUUUUAUGUGGAAGUAUCACUUACCUACCUACAUGUA
Molecule: messenger RNA, 3141 nt
Organism: Acomys russatus (golden spiny mouse)
Lineage: Eukaryota; Metazoa; Chordata; Mammalia; Rodentia; Muridae
Gene: Taf4b
Product: TATA-box binding protein associated factor 4b
Exons: 15
Coding region: 322-2895 (857 amino acids)
Biological process (GO): DNA-templated transcription; transcription initiation at RNA polymerase II promoter
Cellular component (GO): transcription factor TFIID complex
Molecular function (GO): RNA polymerase II general transcription initiation factor activity; DNA binding; protein heterodimerization activity
Source: RefSeq, a predicted model, not a curated record